GUUUCCUGUCGCUCGCUGUCUUUGUCCCCUCAGAGACUCAGAGUGCAGAGAGGAGGAACAUGUCCGCCGUGGAGCUGCUGCGGGUGUCGGUACAUGAGCGGAUCAGCGCUGCCGCUGAAGACUUUCUUCUACAAGUGGAGGAAGGAGGAGGAAAGGCUCGAGUCCCAGAGCUGAGAGCGAAGCUCAACGAGCGGCUAAUGGCGGCGGUGGAGCAUAUCCUCGCGGGGCUUGAGAAAACCUUGUUAGAGUACGAGGGCCGAGUGGAGCGGGCAGAGCAGUCCGAGCGGGAGAUCUGCCGCCAGAGGAGGCUGCUCGAUGCCGUGAUGCAGCCCAAAGUCUGGCUGCACAGAGCAGUGUGUCCUGCAGACUUCCAGCAACUGAUGGUGAAUAAAGAAGAGGUACCCCCUGAGGAGCAGCAGUGGAGCCGCCUUGUGGACCAGGAGGACCCUGAGCCCCCACACAUUAAAGAGGAACAGGAGGAGCCGUGGACCAUUCAGGAUGGACAGAAGCUUCAAGGACUGGAGGAGGCUGAUAUCAAGUUCACAUUGACUCCUGUCGCUGUGAAGAGUGAAGAAGAUGAAGAGAAACUUAAAUCGUCAGAGCUUCAUCCGAGUGAGACGAAGAAGAACAGAGCGGACUGUGGAGGACCAGAACCAGCCAGGAACUCAGGUCCUGAUGGACGUUUACAACCAGGUCCUGAGGACAAGACUGAAGACUCUUCUGAGACUGAAGAGAGUGAGGAUCCUUGGAUGGAGACCAGGGAACCUCAGACUGGUUUAAAUACGAGAAAUAACAAACAGCCUCUAAGUGAUAUUGGAUGUAAGACAGAAAAAAAAUCGUUCAGUUGCUCUGAGUGUGGUAAAAGAUUUCGCCAUAGGGGCCAUCUAAAUAGUCAUAUGAGGAUUCAUACAGGAGAGAAACCGUUUAGUUGCUCUGAGUGUGGUAAAAGAUUUAGCCAUAGGGGAGCUCUAAAUAAACAUAUGAGGAGUCAUACAGGAGAGAAACCGUUUAGUUGCUCUGAAUGUGGUAAAAGAUUUACAGAAAGUGGCAGUCUAAAUGCACAUAUGAGGAUUCAUACAGGAAAGAAACUGUUUGGGUGCUCAGAGUGUGGUAAAAGAUAUAGCUAUAAGGGAGAUCUAAAUAAACAUGUGAGGAGUCAUACUGGAGAGAAACAGUUUAGUUGCUCUGAGUGUGGUAAAAGAUUUACAGAAAGUGGCAGUCUAAAUACACAUAUGCGGAUUCAUACAGGAGAGAAACAGAUAAGUUGCUCUGAGUGUGGUAAAAGAUUUAACCAACGGGGCCAUCUAAAUAACCAUAUGAGGAAUCAUACAGGAGAGAAACCAUUUAGUUGCUCUGACUGUUGUAAAAGAUUUAGUCAAAGGUGCGAUCUAAAUACACAUAUGAGGAGUCAUACAGGAGAGAAACCGUUUAGGUGCUCUGAGUGUGGUAAAGGAUUUAGUCAAAGGUGCAAUCUAAAUUCACACAUGAGGACUCAUACAGGAGAGAAACCGUUUAGGUGCUCUGAGUGUGGUAAAGGAUUUAGUUAUAGGUGCAGUCUAAAAACACAUAUGAGGACUCAUACAGGAGAGAAACCAUUUAAAUGCUCUGAGUGUGGUAAAAGAUUUACAGAAAGUGGCAAUCUAAUUAGACAUAAGAGGAUUCAUACAGGAGAGAAACCGUUUAGUUGAUUGAGUGUGGUGAAUGAUUAAAGAUUCAGUCCUAUUGUACGAGACAUUUGAGGAUUCAUGAAGGAGAGAAUUGACUCAGUUGCAACCUUUGCAACAAAAGACUUAUUAGGAUUAUUCAGCAGAUAUUCAUUUUAUACAUAUUCAUAGCUCAGUGUUUUAAAUAGACUUAACAGGUUUUAUGUCCCCAGAAAAUAGAACUAAUUGAAUAACACGGAAGAUUUUUGUUGAUAUAUCUUGUUUCUACUGAUUUCUACAUAAUUUAUCUACUUUUCAUAAAGUCCUUCAUGUCGUUUUGACUGCUUGAGCUAUCAUGGCCCGAAUACGGGCAUGUUUUUUCUAUCGAUCAGCGUCAAACAUUUGUAUUUAAAGAACUGCGGUUCUAAUACAACAUAUCGUUAGAAAGCUAAGAUUCUUCUGAUUCCACUGAUGUAAACCAUUUCAAGAUCCGAUCUCCACAGCCGGUACAAUAAACUUCUCAGUUCAGCGUCAGUCAGACCGGAAAUUAGAAAAAAGUUGUCGCCACUUACCGGAGAAUCAUCAUAUUAAUCCACAGAUCGAUAAAAUUCCAACAAACGCUGUUGGUACAUCGCCAACGAUUCACCUCGUUGACGGACAGAGCCUGCCCAUCUUCUGACAUUAAAAGACUGAGCCAAUUGCCACCGAUUGUUAUGAUGACUGGCGUAUCGUUUAGCCAAUGAAAUUUCCAUCGUAAAAAAGUGAUGAUCCAGGGGAAAAAAAUACUGAGGCGCCAUGCAAAUCACUGUGCAACAGUGUCCAGCUGGUGCCAGAGCGCUGUGCGCCCGUGUUUCGUCCCCGUCGUGACUGCUACAUGUUGCUAAAAUAUAUGAAAGAUGUUUAUUUGUAUAAAUUUUACCGGUUUUGUCUCCUUUAUAUAAAAGUAUGUUUUUAAGUGUAAAAUUAGACCUUUUAGCCUGGUUGGUUACCAUGGUUACAAAGGGUCUGCUAGAGUCUCCAAAUGGCCUUUGUGGAAAACGCCUAGACAUGGCCUUAGGAAAGAAUCUGUCAAAUAUUAAUUUUCUGUGGUAUUGUUAUCAAAUUUUAACUUGGGCUAGUCAAGGCUUCAUGCUAGGGCCCCAUUGUGUUUUCCAGCUAGAGUCAUCAGCAGGCAUCUGUUUACCAAGAUAUUCAGGCGAAAAUGAAUACCUUCUACUUCACUGUGUGCCAACUGCUAUUACUCAAUGCCAGUAUUACUUAUAGUGAUUAUGACUGUUAAGGGGGAAAGGUCAGAAUGUUACCUCUCAAAAGAGACCAAGACCAUGCAUGUUCUCUAAAUGGUGCAAGAACAGCGUUCAAUUUAAUUUGGGUGUCCUCAAACAGGCGUUUAGGCGAAUAUCACCCGUUUCUUAAGAGGUUAAGGUUAAAGUGUGAUCCUUAAUGUGUGUUUUUAACUAGUUCAUAUGAUUUAAUACGUUUGUUUAAAACAAUGGUUUCGUGGUUCGUGAGAUUCAAUGACAGUGUGUGUUGUCCUUUAUGUAUUGAAUGUGUUUCCAAGAAGAAAGGUCCAAUAAAAAGAUGAUGGCGUCGUC
Messenger RNA from Platichthys flesus (European flounder), 3235 nucleotides. Its product is annotated as zinc finger protein OZF-like. The transcript is spliced from 2 exons. NCBI's taxonomy places the organism in Eukaryota, Metazoa, Chordata, Actinopteri, Pleuronectiformes, Pleuronectidae. The record is from RefSeq and is a predicted model, not a curated record. Bases 60 to 1688 code for a protein of 542 amino acids.